ACGUGUCACAGAUUAUGGAUAGAGAGAUUAGAGAAUCGUGGUUUAAUUUCAUAAUUUUCAAAACAGAAAAUCUUGAAAGAAGAGCCACCUACGUAUAAUGAAGUAAAGAAACAGAGCAUAUCUUUCUCUCUCUAUGUUCACAAUAAACCCAACACUCUCUGUCAAAAAGCUUCACACUCUUCUCCUUCCCCAUCUCUCUCUCCAUAAAAGGAACCUCUUUCUCUCUCACAAAGUUCCAACCUUUAACACCUCAAAGCUUCAAAAACUCUCAACUUUCGACAAGCUCUCUCUUCUCAAAACCAUGCCUUCUGAAUUCAGUGAAUCUCGUCGGAUUCCUAAGCUUCCUCACGGCGGAGCUGUUGUGAUUCCUACGGAUCAACAAGAGCAGCUUCCUUGUCCUCGCUGUGAGUCAACCAACACCAAGUUCUGUUACUACAACAACUACAAUUUCUCACAGCCUCGUCAUUUCUGCAAGUCUUGUCGCCGUUACUGGACUCACGGAGGUACUCUCCGUGACAUUCCUGUCGGUGGUGUUUCCCGAAAAAGCUCUAAACGUUCCCGGACUUGUUCCUCCGCUGCUACCACCACCGUUGUCGGAAGCCGGAACUUUCCCUUACAAGCGACGCCUGUUCUUUUCCCUCAGUCGUCUUCCAACGGCGUUAGCACGACGUUGAAGGGAAACGCUUCGUCGCUCUACGGCGGUUUCACCUCUUUGAUCAACUACAACGCCGCCGUGAGCAGAAAUGGGCCUGGUGGUGGGUUUAAUGGGCCAGAUGGUUUUGGACUUGGGCUUGGCCACGGGUCGUAUUUUGAUGACGUCAGAUAUGGGCAAGGAAUAACGGUCUGGCCGUUUUCAAGUGGCGCUACUGAUGCUGCAACUACUGCAAGCCACGUGGCUCAAAUACCCGCCCCGUGGCAGUUCGAAGGUCAAGAGAGCAAAGUUGGGUUCGUGUCUGGAGACUACUUAGCGUGAGAGAGACUUUCACAGUAGCUUCUCUACCUCAGUCAGAGGGUUUCUCUCUUCUUCUUCUUUUAGCCUCUACCCUAACUUUCAGCUUUAGUUUUAUCUCUUGUAGUGGAUCUGUUUCUUAUUUAGUUAGGUUACUUGUGAACGAAACUACAAAUUAGAGAAACGUUUGUUUGUUUGUUUUUGGCUCUAAUUAAUGUCAAUUCAAUCUUCGGAAAA
Messenger RNA from Arabidopsis lyrata subsp. lyrata, 1186 nucleotides. RefSeq names its product dof zinc finger protein DOF5.8. Gene Ontology annotation, molecular function: DNA-binding transcription factor activity; DNA binding. The transcript has a single exon. The coding region runs from base 134 to 973 and encodes 279 amino acids. The record is from RefSeq and is a predicted model, not a curated record. Lineage: Eukaryota; Viridiplantae; Streptophyta; Magnoliopsida; Brassicales; Brassicaceae. Gene Ontology annotation, biological process: regulation of DNA-templated transcription.